Messenger RNA from Emys orbicularis (European pond turtle), 2647 nucleotides. It is a transcript of the gene SLC25A21, whose product is annotated as solute carrier family 25 member 21. Gene Ontology annotation, biological process: transmembrane transport. NCBI's taxonomy places the organism in Eukaryota, Metazoa, Chordata, Testudines, Emydidae. The transcript has 10 exons. The record is from RefSeq and is a predicted model, not a curated record. Bases 158 to 1054 code for a protein of 298 amino acids.
CCCUACCAGCUGCCACUCUCUGCCAGGGGCUGGUCUCCACUCCCCCCCGUCUCGGGCUCUUUCCCCUCACUGGGGCCGGCGCUAGUUCUGCCCCAAGGCCGCCUCUGCCGGGUACUUCGGGACUGACCGCUCUGCUGCUUUCCCAGCGCAGCUGAAGAUGUCCAGGAAGCCGGGUGGCUUUUUGCAGGAGGCUUCUCACCAGAUCACGGCCGGCGGCUCAGCGGGUCUUGUAGAAAUUUGCCUCAUGCACCCUCUUGAUGUAGUGAAAACCAGGUUCCAAAUUCAAAGAGGGAAAACUGAUCCAACCAGUUACAAGAGCUUGGGGGACAGUUUUAGGACUAUUUUCCGGACUGAAGGAUUGUUUGGUUUCUACAAAGGCAUACUCCCUCCUAUCAUGGCCGAAACACCCAAAAGGGCAGUGAAGUUUUUCACCUUUGAACAAUACAAGAAAUUACUAGGACAUGCUUCACUAUCACCAGGAUUGACGUUUGCUGUUGCUGGUCUGGGAUCUGGAUUAACAGAAGCGGUUGUGGUUAACCCUUUUGAAGUAGUAAAGGUUAGCUUACAGGCAAAUCGGAAUGCUUUCACAGAGCAAUCAUCAACCUUUGUCCAAGCACGGCGAAUUAUUACAACUGAGGGCUUAGGAUUCCGUGGACUCAACAAAGGCCUCACUGCAACAUUGGGCCGCCAUGGAGUUUUUAAUAUGGUUUACUUUGGAUUCUACUUCAACGUCAAAAACAUUAUUCCAGUCAAUGAGGAGCCAACUUUGGAGUUCUUGAGAAAAUUUGGAAUUGGGCUAGUCUCAGGGACAAUAGCCUCAAUUAUUAAUAUCCCUUUUGAUGUUGCAAAAAGUAGGAUUCAAGGGCCACAGCCAGAGCCUGGAGAGAUCAAGUAUAAAACCUGUUUUAAAACUAUGGCAACAGUCUAUAAAGAAGAAGGGUUUUUGGCUUUGUACAAAGGGUUGGUUCCCAAGAUCAUGAGGCUUGGCCCAGGUGGUGCAGUGAUGCUUUUGGUUUAUGAAUAUGCUUAUGCAUGGCUUCAGGAGAACUGGUGAUCAGAAGUACUGCUUCUAAAACAAUGUACUGUUUGAAAUUAUGUACCUGAUAAAUGUAACAUGUUAUGAUAUAAAGGACAUGAGUAAAGCAAAAUAUAAGAGGCACUCAUGCUACAGUUCUCUUUGAUAUGAAUGAGAGUUGAAGGCACUCAUCAGUUUGCAGGAUUGGGCCCUAUGGCCCUGAUCCAGCAGCGCAUUUUGGCACAGGCUUAGCUUUAAGCACUGAUGUGCUCCUUUGCUUUGCUGGAUCAGGGCCGUAGUGAUCAAGAAAAAAUGGUAACACGGGAACAAGUUAAUUUCUCAAGAACAAACUAAAUGUAAUGGACAGUAAAUUAUGUCAUUUAGUAAAUGCAUCAAUUUUUUAACUAGUGGUUGUUAAAAUGUCAGGUUAAGUUUCUUGAUAGGUGAACUCAGCAGGAAAAGUUCAUUAAUCAUGAGGAUGCCAAAUCCUACGCUGGUAUAAAUUGUCAUGGCACCAUUGACUUUCAAGUUGAGGACCUGGCCCAUGCUUUGCAAAUCUGAAGUAAAUCCUGGGUCUGAUCAUACAGUUCUAACACAGUAUGGGAGCAAUGCUUGGAAAAGGAUGGCUGGAUUGCCCCCAUACCUCAAAUAAUACCUACUGCCAAACAUUCUGCAUAGUCUCAGUUAUACAUUGAAUAUUAUCCUUAUUUCAAACAUGUCAUAGAAAGAUGAUGAGCAUAAUUCAAUUUACCUAAAUUCUGUCCUCACAUAAAAGUGUACAACAACCAUAGAAGUCAGUGAAGUAGACAAUAAAUAAACAAACAGGCAAUUUAAUUCAUUUUGGACGUAUAAGGCCAGAUUGUGAACCCACAUUGUGAGUAGUUAUUCACAUGAGUAGUCCCAUUGACUCCUGCCCAACAGUAAUCAUUUGAAAACUACACAAAAAUGUUCAGAGGUGAGAUCCUAGCCCCACUGAAGUCAUGCAAAAUUCCCAUUGAUUUCAAUGGGGCCAACAUUUCACCCUAAGUGUUUUUAUUUCCAGAUUUAAAAAAACAAAUAAAAAGAUACAAGAGAAAAAUGUAUGAACACCCUUUUAUUUGCUGUUAAUGUGAGAAUAAAAAAUAUAUCAGUAAGCCUAUAUAAUUCAUUUCAGUGUAUAUGUGUGUGUGUGUGUUUCGAGAAGUUGACAGAGAAUACUUGACCUUGAAGGGUAAAGGUGGGUGAGGAGUGGGUAGCAAGGUUUUCUUUUCUUUAGAUUGUAAUACAUUUUUCAACACCUCACGACCACCCUGACUGCCUAUCGUGACCCCCUUGGGGUUAAGAAACAGUGUUCUAUACUGAUAUCCCAUAUGCAGUCUUAAUUAGAUAACCAUAAGCCUUUCUGAAAAAUAAAUACUGAACAUUGUUAUGAAGUUAAACAUGUUUGCUUUCCCAGAUAUUCAGUAUAACUUAGCUCAUUUUUCAAAUACAUUUUCCUACUUUUUUCUGUUUUAAAUUGCCGUUUGAAAUGGGAUAUACUAAAUUUCUGUCAUGUUUAUUGAAGACAAAGUCUAACUUCAUGUACUGUACCACCUUUCUAUUGAUGUUCAAGUGCUGUCUUCUUAAAUACUCGAAGAGCUGUAUUUCUUUCAC